Ochotona princeps (American pika) is the source of this 4526-nucleotide messenger RNA. It is a transcript of the gene XIAP, whose product is annotated as X-linked inhibitor of apoptosis. NCBI's taxonomy places the organism in Eukaryota, Metazoa, Chordata, Mammalia, Lagomorpha, Ochotonidae. The transcript is spliced from 7 exons. The coding region runs from base 386 to 1717 and encodes 443 amino acids. The record is from RefSeq and is a predicted model, not a curated record. Gene Ontology annotation, cellular component: nucleus; cytoplasm.
GGGAAAAGAAGGAGGAGCUUUGUAGGGCGGGAGAGUGACCUCCCGGUGGCGGGGGCGGGAAGGAGCUUUGCCGGGGUCCAGUGCUGGGCCUGGCCCGGGACACGGACGAGCUGUGCCCGGUGUCUCCUUGAGACCUGACGCGGACGGGUUUGCCGGCUCCGGGGGAUGGGGUCGGCUGCUGGAGGCGGGUAAGGGAGACGAAGAGACUUCCGUUUCCUUGUCCCAGGCAGGGGCCCGGCCGCAGAGCGGAGUUGGCAUUUCCAGCUUGGGGCUCGGGCCGUCCCAGCUCCGGGACCCUCCCCUCCGGACCAGGCCGUUCGCCGCUGGUGGUCGGAGCGGGCUCUCCUGGCGCGAAAAGGUGGACAAGUCCUAUUUUCAAGAGAAGAUGACUUUUAACAAUUUUGAAGGAUCUAAAACUUGUGUACCUGCAGACAUCAAUAAAGACGAAGAAUUUGUAGAAGAGUUUAAUAGAUUAAAAACUUUUACUAAUUUUCCAAGUAGUAGUCCUGUUUCAGCGUCAACUCUGGCCCGAGCAGGUUUUCUUUAUACUGGUGAAGGAGACACUGUGCAAUGCUUUAGUUGUCAUGCAGCAGUAGAUAGAUGGCAAUAUGGAGACUCAGCAAUUGGAAGACACAGAAAAGUAUCUCCAAAUUGCAGAUUUAUCAACGGCUUUUAUUUUGAAAGUAGUGCGGCACAACCUACAAAUCCUGGUGUCCAAAAUGGUCAAUACAAAGUUGAAAACUACCUGGGAAGCAGAAAUCAUUUUGCUCUAGACAGAUCUUCUGAGACGCACGCAGAGUAUCUUUUGCGAACAGGACAGGUUGUAGAUAAAUCAGACACCAUAUACCCAAGGAACCCUGCCAUGUGUAGUGAAGAAGCUAGAUUAAAGUCAUUUCAGAACUGGCCAGAUUAUGCCCACUUAACCCCAAGAGAAUUAGCUAGUGCUGGGCUCUACUACACGGGUAUUGAUGAUCAAGUGCAGUGCUUUUGUUGUGGUGGAAAACUGAAAAAUUGGGAGCCUUGUGAUCGUGCCUGGUCGGAACAUAGGCGACACUUUCCUAAUUGCUUCUUUGUUUUGGGCCGAAAUAUUAAUAGUCGAAGUGAAUCUGAUGCUGUGAGUUCUGAUAGGAAUUUUUCAAAUUCAACAAAUCUUCCAAGAAUUCCAGCCAUGGCAGAUUAUGAAGCACGGAUCAUAUCUUUUGGGACGUGGAUAUACUCAGUUAACAAGGAGCAGCUUGCAAGAGCUGGAUUUUUUGCUUUAGGUGAAGGUGAUAAAGUAAAGUGUUUUCACUGUGGAGGAGGGCUAACUGAUUGGAAGCCCAAUGAAGACCCUUGGGAACAGCAUGCUAAGUGGUAUCCAGGGUGUAAAUAUUUGUUAGAAGAGAAAGGACAAGAAUAUGUAAACAAUAUUCAUUUAACUCAUUCACUUGAGGAGUCUCUGGCAACAACUGCAGAAAAUACACCAUCACUAUCUAAAAGAAUUGAUGAUACCAUCUUCCAAAGUCCUAUGGUACAAGAAGCUAUACGAAUGGGAUUCAGUUCCAGGGACAUUAAGAAAAUAAUGGAAGAAAAAGUUCAGAUGUGUGGGAGCAAUUAUAAAUCACUUGAGAUUCUGGUUGCAGAUCUGGUGAAUGCUCAGAAAAACAGUACACAAGAUGAAUCAAGUCAAACUUCAUUGCAGAAAGUAGUAAAUACUUCUGAAAUUAAUCUCCUCUGAAGAUCCUCAAAAUCUCUUGGAAAGUAUCAAAUUACUGACAAGAAUAGUUGUUUAAGUAUGAAAAAGAAUGCUUGAGUACAACCCAACAUGACAUGGCGGUAGAAGCUUUGAAAUGCUGCAUAGAACACCUAGGUUUACGGUACAAGGCUCUCUCGUCCAACCUAGUACACCGGUGCAUGGGGCGUUUCCUACAGAGAAAAGCUUGCAACUAUUAAAAAUUACCUUUUCAUUUUAUUUUCGAAGAGAAACAUAUUGUUGUUUUCCUAACCUCUGUCUUUCACUACUCUAAGUGAUAUUAUUUUAAAAUCCUGAAAAUUUAAAUGAGUUUAAAAAUAAAGUAAUGGCGGCCUUAUUUUUGUUUUAUUAUGUGAAUCAGCAGUUCUUCAGCUUUGUACUAUUUUCUAUGUCGGUUUGUUUAUACAGCCAGUAGGUUGAAUUUGAGCUGUGUAGUCUAAGCCUUAAUUUUUAGUUUCAGUUUAAAGCAUUUUACAAGGGGAGAAAAGUGUUAACAUUUUAAAAGUAUGUUUUCCAGAACACUUCAUCUGUCAGUUGGUAGAUAGUUCAAGCUAGCUGUUAGUCAAGGUCUUAAGGGCUGAAUUGUUUUAACAUAAAGCUUUUCUUGUUCUUGAGGCCUCGGUUCAUCAAAAUUCUACUUUAAAAACUUGUGUGUUUUAGAGUUAAGCAACCUUUUUAUUUUUUUUUUCCUCUGUAAGUUGUGAAAUUUAAUGCUUGAAGCUGAUGUGACUAACAAGUUUAUUUUAAGAAUUGUUUAGAAAUGCUGUUGCUUCAAGUUCUUAAAAUCACUCAACACUCCAACUUCUAAUCAGGUUUUUGGAAGUCUAACAGUGUGUAUCUGUGUUCUCACUACAAAAAGCACUGUAUUCUUUCCAGUUAACUGUGUAAAAUUUGAUCACUUGGAAAGUCAAACCCGUAACUGCAUCCAAAUCUAUAGCUCCCCUCUGCUGCGUCCCCCAGCCCACUGCAUGGCUCUCGGUAUUUACAUGUAGAUGUUACUUUCCUAUAUAAAGUUCACUCAAGGGUUAAUAAGAUACCACCUAUUUUAUUGUAUUCUGGUGUUGUGCAGAUUCAAGUUAUUUUGUAAUAAACAGUUACUUAUUUAUGAUAAUUUAGUUGGCUGAUUAAAAGUCUAGCCUUAGUUUUUGAGAAAUGGGUGUAGCAUUUAUAAAAUACAUUCCAGUGCAUCAGUUAAUGCCUUUGUAUUUCCCUUUCCUGCUAGGUUUAAUUUUCUACCCCCCACCUUGAUUAGCGCUUGAGGGGGGUAGCAUAGGUAUAUUGAAUGUAUAUAAUGUGAUUUGGUCCUGUUUGUUGUUAAUGUUUUUGUUACAUUGUGUAAGUUUUGUGAUUUUUUUUCUGUUGUUAUUUUAGUGGGUAAAAAUUUGUGUUUUGAAAUUUUUGGAGAUUACCACCCUAACAUUAGGUGCAUAUGUAUCCAUUAGACACAAAUCAUUGUUUUAUUUCUGUUUACUAAGUGUUGAAGGGGAAGAGGGAAAUGGCAUGGGGCUCUGUAUCAUUGCCAUUAGAGAAAUAAAAUGGUAAGGAGUAUUUAAGACAGUUCUUGUAAGCUGAAUCUGCUUUUAAAAGAUAGCUAUUUCUUCUUUUGUGAAAUAAGAAGACUAUGUUACUAGGUUAUGAGAGUUUAAAGAAAUCAUAUAUCCUAUAAAUACUAACCCCCAUCAUAACACUGUUUUAGCUCUCCAUGUUUAGCCUUGACCUGCAAAUGUGGCUAAAACUUAGAAAUGCUUACAUGAUAACUAUUUUGAUGAUUCUUACUCAUAUUUUUUGGUGUUUUCCAUAGUGAAGGUAUAAAUUACAAUCAAUAAGUAGGUCAGAUCCUUUCAAAUGCUUAAAUUUUUUUGAAAGUAUUUGAAAAGUUAUUCUUAUGGAUUUAGUUUGAGUUUCUUCAUGAGAGGAACAGUUGACUUAUUCCUACCUUAAUCAUCAGUUUCAGUUUGACUGCUGUACACUUAACACAAGGUGAAAUUCUUUCUCAGCAUAAUAAAAUGAUAGCAUGUCAGAGAUAAAAACGAUCUGAGAGAAUAUCUUAAUCAUCCUUCAUUUUAUAGGUGAGUCAGCUGAGGCUCAAAGGUGAGGUGAUUUGCUCAAAGCUAUAUAUAGCUCAUUACUGACAGAGCCCUGCCUGGGACAGAGUGUGAAAGUGAAAAACUUCACCAAGCUGUCUUUCCCGGGAGGUCUCAAAUGUUUAUUUUUUUAACUCUUCUUUCCACUAUGCCCUAACUUUCCUUGCAUGUUAAAUGACACUUUAUAAUCGAUACAGUAGGACAAUCUUAAAUACCUAUAUCUUCAAAGUGGUCAAUACUACAUUAGUAUUUGGUUGGUAAGAUUCUGUUUUGAAGUCUAAGGCUUGCAGAAUGCAUACAGGUUUUUAGCAUUUAAUACAUAUUAUGUAUCAUUAAUGUAACAUUUAAAGUACUAUAUAAGUAUAUUUUACCGCCCUGUGUAUACUCAGUAACAAAUUUGCAUUUUUGGUUUAAUGUAAUAAAAGCUUUAAUAUAAUUUCUGUUAGUUUGCAUUUUCAUUACUGUUAAACUUAAUCUGACAGUGAUAGAUUCUCAUGUUAGUAUUGUGAAUAAUUGUGUAAUGUUUUGAGACAAAGUACUAUAUUUGUGAAUAUAAUUUUAUGACUGUUUCUCAUUUAGUAAAACUCUUUCCAUCAGUAUGGAAAACUAAGAAAAUUGCUUUCUGCUGUAUAACCUGGCAUUCAUUGUAGAUUAAAGCUUAUUUUUCUGUGAAUAAAGCUUAUUCAAUAAAGUACUAUUCUUUAAAAUGA